Molecule: messenger RNA, 2708 nt
Organism: Notothenia coriiceps (black rockcod)
Lineage: Eukaryota; Metazoa; Chordata; Actinopteri; Perciformes; Nototheniidae
Gene: thap11
Product: THAP domain containing 11
Exons: 1
Coding region: 1189-2016 (275 amino acids)
Biological process (GO): regulation of transcription by RNA polymerase II
Cellular component (GO): nucleoplasm
Molecular function (GO): RNA polymerase II cis-regulatory region sequence-specific DNA binding
Source: RefSeq, a predicted model, not a curated record
ACCAUUUUAGACAUGAUUACAAUUAGUUACACUUGCUAUGGUGAACUUAAGCUACGCCAUACACUGGCAAUAAUAAUCUUACACCAAAACAUCCACUGCUGCCAUUGAUAAUAUCUUUUUAUAGUUUUGAAUGCCCAAAUUUUUAAUUAUGCAUAUGAUCUUUCACUCUUUUAAUAAAGGAAGAUAUUAUUAAACUGUACAGAUAUUUACUGUUUUUGUUCAUCAUUUGUAUCUUUUAAAAGUAUUUAAAUCAAAUAAAAAAGAUUCCCUGCUGACAGGAAAGAGUCAAACACAAAGAAGGGAUCUAAAAGGCCAUCAGGUGGCUGAAAAGGUUACCACAUUUAAAAAAUAAAGAUAAUUGAAUUCCUUUUCGACUAACUUAUUUUAGAAGAACAAGAAGAGACGAGUAAACAUCUCUUUUAGUUUUAGGCAUUAUAGAUGACCAUAGCUUUGAUGGCAUUAUUUUUUAUUAUAUUACUCUUAUUGUUUAAGAACCAUUUAAAUGAUAAAACACCGUCAUUUAUAUCACCGAUUAACAGGUAUAAAAGGAACAGAAAUAGACCAUGCUGAUGGUUUUCUGAUUUGUCAGACCUUUUAAUUAAAAAUAAAGUUAGAUUUAAUGAUUUAGCUUGUGAAAAUUAGGGUUAAUUUGAGACCACCUUUGAAUGCAUCAUAGCUAUACAAUUUAACAAUGAGAAUAUUUAAGACGAAUCUUCUGUCCAGAUCGUUUUCACUUGUAAAGGAAAUCACCUGGACAUUGAUUUGACCCACCCCCGCUUUACCCACACUGGCCAGUAGGGGCGCUCGUUUUCUAACGGACCUGCAGGGGGAGCGCAAGGAAUUCUGGGACUUUUAGUUCUCAGCAGAGGACGGUUGGCUUGAUAACACCGCGAAGAACAAAACGAGACAUUUACCAGCGAAAAUAAAACACCAGCCUCAAUUUCAUCAUAAAUACAAGCUCUACAUGCUUGGAGUCCGGAUAAAUACCGGUGGAUUUAGCGGUCGUAAGAAGAAAAGCAGCUCACUUUUGGUGAAAAAUAAACAGGAAGUUGUUAGCGUUGUGGGACGUGUAGUUCCGCUUGUAGGCCACUGAGCUUCAUUACAACGCAUUGAAAAAAGAAACAACAAUUAAAUAAGCUAAACUUCACCCCGACGACCGUGCUCUAAAGCCUAAGUGUUGAAGCAAACAUGCCAGGUUUUACGUGCUGUGUCCCGGGCUGCUACAACAACUCGCACCGGGACCGGGACCUGCGCUUCUACACGUUUCCCAAAGACAGCACGCUGAGGGAGCUGUGGCUGCGGAACAUCUCCCGGGCCGGGGUCAGCGGCUGCUUCAGCACCUUCCAGCCCACCACCGGGCACCGGGUCUGCAGCGUGCACUUCGCCGGCGGGAGGAAGACCUACACCAUCAGAGUGCCGUCCCUCUUCCCUCUGCGGGGUGUCAAUGAGCGCAGGAGCCGGAGGGGCAGAGGCAGGAAGGUGUCAGCGGCGGGGGCUACAGCACCCGGUGCCGCAGCCCCCUCUGGGAUAUUGAUCUCCAGUGUGCUGGGCAGUGUGGCGGCGGAGGGAGCCGAGGGCACCACGGGAGGAGAGGCGAGUGAUGACAGCAGCAUCACCGUGGUGCAGAUAGGGCAGAACGGGGAGUACCUGGGCACGGCGCGGCUCCCCGCACAGACAGAGGGGACAAGUUACACGGAGCCCAUCACCGAGGAGUUCAUCGGGGACGACCUGUCGGAAACCGGUUCGCACCUGGCGGCCGUGCAGUACGUGAGUGUAACCAGCAGCCCGCUGGACCACUCGUACUCGCUGACCACCGGCACCACGUCGGCCGAGCUGCUGCGGAAGCUGAACGAGCAGCGGGACAUCAUCGCGCUGAUGGAGGUGAAGAUGAAGGAGAUGAAGGCGACCAUCCGCCAGCUGCGGGUCGCCGAGGCCAAGCUGCAGGAGGAGGUGCGCGAGCGGGACCGGCUGCUCUACGGGAACUCCGUGGCCUUAAGCGUCCGCAAGAAAAUCUGAAGGGUGCAUAUCACCGGAGAGGACCCGUUACAGAGACUGACUAACGGAUAUGACACCGAUCCAACCCUAUUUUGUAUAAAACUACGAGCGAUGACAAUUUAUUUUCGAGAAGUAGAGCUAACUUUUCGUAGGCCUGUGUUGAAAAAGUUGACAGGCUAUUUCAUGUAGGCUAGCUUAUAUUAAAAACAUGCACAGUGCACUAUUGGCCGGUUCCCAUCCAGGAUCAAUAUUACAUAUGUUAUUCAAUCAAACAAGAAUCAUAGUAUGCACAGACUGACAAGAUAGCAGGAUUAUACAUGUGUGACGUGACUGAUGAGGAGGAUGCUCUCAACUGCCUAGUUAUGUAGAACAUUUUCUUUUUGAAAGUUCUCUUAUUUCCUUACUUGAGAUUUUGAAUUAGGAGCUUGUAGCAGAAACAUCUAGUAGAUUUGCAGAGGUAAACUAUGCCAAGAUUGCGCAUCUAUAGGAUUUUCUGUAUACGAAACACUAUUCUUGGCCCACUUGGGUGUUAGUCAAUGAAGUACAGCUCUACCAUGACUUUAUCUGAGUUGCCUUUAAAGAGAGCUUAAGAUGCUUUCCCUUGAUAUGUGUUGAUAUAAGACAUUUGAUCAUCAAGGAACAGACUUUAAGGAAUUAUUUCAAACUUGAAGGCACUCAAACAAUGUAAUCUUAUUAAAAUGAUCUUUCUUGGA